AUGGCUUCACAACCGUUUCAGCACAGCUCCGGCCCCAAAAGGCCACGGCUCUCCCUCAAGAUCAACACCUGCAGCUCUUCAGUCCCCAGCAGGCCCGUAAAAGGCUUCCAUGUCGACCCUACCGAUCGUACAGCCUGCAACACCCUGUCCAACGUCUACGCAACCGCCAUUGAGAGAUCCACGCCGGUACAGGCCGAGCCUCUUACAGCCAUCAACACUCUGCAGAGCUUCUCCCUCAAGACGCCAGCCGAACCUCGAGGCCCCAGGCUAAAGAUCAAGACGCCAUAUGUCGCCGCCUUCCCACAGACACCAACCACCGAAACCUCCGGAUCACCGCCGCAGAAGAUGGAUAUUGCCUUUCCCAGCACCAUGACACCGACGCCUCCCAUGUCCGCCGGUGCUGUCGAUUCCACCACGUCCAGCGCCUUUCCCUUCUCCCCUAGAGAUGUUUCUUCCAAUACUAGAGCAUAUGGCGUCACCUCGCCUUGCUCGCCUGUCGAGCCACUUCUCUCCAGACGAUAUACUGCUGCGUACACCACCGGAGCUCCCGCUCCUUACACGCACCCUCACUCUCUCCACAGCAUCCUGCGCAACUCGCCUCUUCCCCCCCGGACAGCCAUCCCCGCCUCUCCCAGGCGGCAGUCCCUUCGUCUGCAGGAAAAGGCCGCCAAGCGAGUCGGCUACAACAACCCCCUGACCCAGACCAUCAUCACCAACAAGUACACCAAAUCGCACAUCGACCUCCUCGUGGAAGAGGCCUCGCCCGCGUCGCCCUCGUUUUCGCCCAUCGGCGGCGGCGGCGGCGAAAGGGCGGCAACAAUCAACCUCAAGCAAGCAUUCUCGCCCAACGAAAUCGAGAACGGGGGCCAAACGCCAGGCCCCUUCGAGGACAUGCGGCGCAAGCUCGCGGCCCUGAGUGGCGGUGCUGCAGCGUCGCCGUCGUCCCUGUCGCCAUCCGAGACGGGCGGCAUCCGCAAGCGCAAGCGCAAGGAGAAGAAACGCCAGUGGGUCUGGACAAUCGGCGUGGCGGACGAGGAGGAGGAGGAUGACGAGCGCGUCGGUGGCGCAAUCGCUGCCUCGAGGGCUGAAGCUGCCUCCGCCUCCGUCUCCGCCUCCUCCGCAAGGGUCAGGGGUACAGGAACGGGCACGGGCACGGGCAGCACGACUAAGGCGCCUCGCGACGACGGUGAAGUCGGGAGGGCGCUUUGCGAGGCUGUCGUCCCGGACAUCCAGAUGGUGCCCGACACGCCGACGGCGAGCAUCGAGGGCAGCAGCGCCGACUCGGCCAUUGACAUUGACAUGUCAGACGCCAGCAGCGUCGUCUCCGAGGAUCUCCAGGGGCUCCCCGUCGGGCCCGCUGCGAGUCUUGCGGCCGAGCUGGACGUCAAGACACCAACGGCGGCCAGUUGCAGGGCGUAUUUCUGCAAUGGCUACAAUAAGCGGAAGCGGGAUACGCCUAUCCCUGAGCUAGCUGAGGCGCAGGAUACCCAUGUAAGCGUCGACAGCUGA
Trichoderma reesei QM6a is the source of this 1509-nucleotide messenger RNA. RefSeq lists its product as uncharacterized. Bases 1 to 1509 code for a protein of 502 amino acids. NCBI's taxonomy places the organism in Eukaryota, Fungi, Ascomycota, Sordariomycetes, Hypocreales, Hypocreaceae. The transcript has a single exon. The record is from RefSeq and is a predicted model, not a curated record.